CAUUAUGAUAUACUUGAAUAUCCACAUCCAUUGUAAAAGCUUCUUGAUUUAAAAAUGAAUGGUGAUAAAAUUAGUUAAAUAUCACAGGUCUAAGUAAGCUCUUUUCAGCUUGAAAAUUUUAUUUCCACCAUCAGCAUAACAGGAUGAACUUCCAUGGAAUUUGGUGAAACUUAGCAUUGCACAUUGAUGCAGGACCAAAACAGAUCAAGAUUUGUUUUGGAGUUAGGAUUAGAAAAACUUGGGUUUGGGCUUUGAAUCUGGUAAUGACUUGAGAUUAUGAAGUGGUUUUUUGCUUUCCCUUUUUGAAGUGAAGAUGAAGAUGAAUCAUUCAGGUUUGAUACCAAUUGGUGCGGGAUGGAGGCAGUCAACUCUAAUUGUAGACCAAAUGAUGCGGGAUGGAGUCAAUCAACUCUAAUUGUGGAUCUAAAUUUGAAAACUAAAGAAAAAAAAAGUAUGAAAAGAAAAGAUAAAUAGGGUGUUAGCCGGGUUUCACUUGCAACACACAACUGGAUUUGGCUUUGCACCUGUUGUCUUCAUGCUUAUGGAAUCAACUAAUCAUAACUAAUUAAAAUAUUUAAAAAUGAGUCCCAAGAAAAACUAAAUCCUAACAAAUAUUCCUAAUCCUAACUCCAAAACAAAUCUUGAUUUGUUUUGUCCUGCUUCACACAUCGUAUGGGAAAAUGGAAAUCAAUACGAACAAUCUCCUGCCAUUAUGGAUUUGGACUUGAAGUUCAGGAUUGCUAAAUUAGAACACUUUGAGACCUUAGCAAAACUUUUGGAUAUUGUUUAGACGCUUAUGGAAAGGAGUUAUAUGUCCAUUAUGUGAACAUUUCAUUCGUAAAAAACUUUACCAUUGUUCAAAAUCCUAUAGCGGUGAUGGUAUUCUGACUGUCAGUAUUAGAAGUCUCAGCAGUUUAAGAUCACAAUAAUGGAGUUUCAGACUGUCAGUGUUAGAAGUUUCAGCAGUUUAAGAUCACAAUAAUGGAGCUUCAGUGUCUAAAGCUAUGAACAAUGCUUAAAAAAACUAUAUUUAAGUUAGAAAAUACUUCAAAAGUAUUUUCUUUGUAACCAAUGAAGAAUUAACAUUAAAUUUUGAGAUGUUUGGAAUGUUUAAAUUAAUACUUGGAAAAUGUCUUUGUAAAUUGGAAUUUAAGCGUAAAAUUGAGAUGAUAUUCAAUGACUUAAGACAGAUAUGGACGUUAUCAUGUUAUUGACUAUAAAUAGAGACCAGAAAAAAGGACAGCCUAACAGAUCAACAAAAUGCCUUUUAUUAUCUUCUCUUCACUUUUUCCUCUUGUAGUUCUCAUGGAAUUAGGCAUCUCGGCGGUCAUUAUGUUAUUGGUGUGAUUUAUUUAUAGCUGAGCAAGUACAUUCUUUCCAAUGUGGGACUAAACAAUAUGCUCGAACAUUCCUCAACUCCUCUAAUACUUUCCCUCAAACUAGCUCGCGCAGACGCACACAUACCAUGUCCAGCUUAUUACAUAAAAGCAAAAAAUAUACCCUAGAUGACAAUUUAGUGAAAGUAUCACCAAUCUGGCCAUCUGAAGGAUUAAAAGAAAUCACACUUCCCGUAGCUUGCACCAAGUAAUUAUCUCAUCCCCAAUUUGUUGCAAUUUCAGUAGCGAUAACAUCCUUUGGAGAUUUGUCAGGAUAAACUGGCUGGGCAUAAGUAGCUGAUUUUAAAUUUUCAUCUGCGUCCAAAAAGAUGUUUGUGCCCCGUCUUUCAGCUUUACAGUAACAAUCUGAAGUUGGUCAGGAUCUUGAUAUUUUUUUUCUGUGACAUGGAGGCAGGUUGUAGUGUAUCAGGCUUGGAGUUAUUGAGAACCUCUCAUACAUGGAGGCAUGUUGUACAGUUGUAACGUCUCAAACAUAGAGAUGAACGACUGAUAAGGGAAUUUUAACUAGAAGGGAGAUUGAAAUACUCCUUUACCUGAAAAAAAAUCAAGUGAAACAACUUGAGAGAAGAGGUACAGAGGGGGGAUGAGGGGAUUCAGAUCAUCUCCACUACCAAAAAAGUAGUGGAGACAACACUACCUUAUUAAUAGCUGUUGAUUUAUUUAGUGGAUGGUUACGAUUUGUCUUUGAGUGCAAAUUAGGAAGCAAUUCGAGUGUCAGAUUUAGAAUGAAUCAUAAUCACCCACUAGAGGAAUCAGGUUGUUAAUAAGGUAGUGGUCUCCCCUCUACUAUUUUUGUAGUGGAGAAAAUCCAAAUUCGGAUUAAGAGGGGUGAUGAACCCAUCGUUGUGGGGAAAGCAAAAGGAUGGCAUUUGUCCAAAUGUCUAGAGUUAAGAGGGUUUCUAGAGUUAGCAACUCUUUUGGUACAAUGUUAUGUUGGAAAAAAAGUCAACAUAAUUUCAGAAAGGAACAUACUUCAAUUACAGCUACAUGAACUAAACAAUUUUCUCUUUCUUAGUAUGUUGGAAAAAAGUAGAAGUGCCAAGAUCUCAUGUUUUGCCUUUGAUUCUAUCAAUCUACUAUUAACCGUUGAUGGAAGUUGACUUGUUUUAAAUUUCUGUAUAACUUAUAAAGUAUGAACUUAGUAUAAAAUCAUAGACUAGUUCAAUGAGCUUGGGUUCCUUGUUCCAUCUGCUUUUUAACUCCAAGCAGAUACCUAUAUUAGGAGGAAGACGAAUUCAUAUGUUUUCGAUGUUUAUUUCUCAUUUUCUGAGACCUUUCGAGCUGAGUAUGCUAAUUGUUCUGUUUAGCAAGAAUAUGAUUAUAAGUUACGCUUGUUUUGAGGUUUUGCUUGUUUUGAAUUGUUCAGCAGUUUUCUCAGCAGUAUCAAGCCUUGAAAUUACCUCUUGGCCAUUUUAAAGUUCUCUUCCGUGGAGACCCUUAAAUGUUCGCUGUUAGAAUUUUUUAUGUCAGUGUCUGUUUCCAUGUUACAGACCCCGAGUCCUUAAAUUGAGCAAGCCUCAUUUGUUGCUGUCAAGUAUACUUCCAUUUGAGCUGAAGUUUUUGAAGUCUACACUAUCAUCCUAAGAGUCUUCAAAGAGCUUCAUUCAUAUCAAACGGGUCAAUUAUCCACACAGCACACACGCACAAAGGAAUAAAAGUAGAGUGGAAAAGGGAAUCAAUUCACACAGAAGUUUUAACUAAGGGAAUGGAAUGAGAGAUCAGGAAUUUUUUCUGGCAAUCUUUCUUUGGAUGUGACUGAGGGUUCCACGUGGAGAAUAAAUCGAAGUGGUUUCUGUGGAAUGCGAAGUAAGAAGUUUGAUGGCUACAUAGACUUGGAGCCAUAUGAUACAUUAGCCCUGAGGGUUCGAGGAGAUGGGAGAUGUUAUAUAUCAACUAUAUACACUGAGAAUUGGAUAAAUUCACCAGGACAAGAAGAGGAUAAUUCAUGGCAAGCAUUUGUUUUUGCACCGAAAGACCAAUGGCAUAUUGCAAAGAUCCCUCUAGAACGAUAUCUACCAACAUGGAGGGGAAAUGUGAUUGAUGCCAAGUUAGAGAUGAACCCAGCUCGUAUACUUGGGAUGUCAUUCUCCGUUAAUGCUGAAGGUGGUGUUGUUCCGGGCGCCAAAUCUGGCCCCGGAGGUUUCAGACUGGAUAUCGAUUGGAUCAAAGCCUUGAGAACAUAUUAGUUUUGUCCCUCUUCUGGUUCUGGUCCCUGAAAAAUGAAAAUAUAUCAAUAAACCGGCAAUCCUGUAAGCUGUCAAGUGAUGCAUACCUUCUCUAUAGAUUUUGUGAUUUUGGUUUGUUGUACUCUUUCAAGUCUGUUCCUUUUUGUAUGUAUAAUAGUUUCUGAGUGUGAGAAUUUUGAGCGGAGAAAUUUAUGUUGGAGAGCUAAGCCAGUUACAUUUCAUUCAUAGGUAGAAUCUCUCUCCGGAUAUGCGAAUGGUCUUUUGUUAUUAGAGUUGAUGCUUAUGUAUAAUUUUUUGAAUAUUCUGAGGA
Asparagus officinalis (garden asparagus) is the source of this 3893-nucleotide messenger RNA. Its product is annotated as probable complex I intermediate-associated protein 30. Lineage: Eukaryota; Viridiplantae; Streptophyta; Magnoliopsida; Asparagales; Asparagaceae. Gene Ontology annotation, biological process: mitochondrial respiratory chain complex I assembly; mitochondrial electron transport, NADH to ubiquinone. Gene Ontology annotation, cellular component: mitochondrion. The transcript has 5 exons. Bases 3197 to 3583 code for a protein of 128 amino acids. The record is from RefSeq and is a predicted model, not a curated record.